Molecule: messenger RNA, 1147 nt
Organism: Pseudogymnoascus destructans
Lineage: Eukaryota; Fungi; Ascomycota; Leotiomycetes; Thelebolales; Thelebolaceae
Exons: 2
Coding region: 1-702 (233 amino acids)
Source: RefSeq, a predicted model, not a curated record
AUGGUCUCCCUCAUGGGCAUUGCUAGUAGUAUUGCAGUGCCAAAAGCACGGAUCUGCACUGACGUUGCCUAUCCUAUAGAUGACCUCUGGAGAUACUACGACCAACUAACGAAUACCCGCAGGCUGCUUGGCACGUCCCAAGACGUAGCUAAGUUGGAAGCCCAAGAAGCGGAAGAACUGGAGAAGGAUGUCGAGCAUAUGGCUAAACUGAAAUAUAUGAAAAGCGUCGAACUUUACUACCAGGACCGCAGGAGAGCCCUGAAGAAGUACGACGAGAAAGCCAGAGAUAUGCUCCGACGGGAAAAUGCGAGACCCACUCCACGCAUCGAAAGGAGAGCCAUGGAGCAACUAGACACGUUCUCCACGCCUCCGAGGGAAGAUAGUGCAUGGGUGAGAGGACAGCAGGAACUAUCAACGACAGACGCAACAGAGACUGAUCAUCCCUGGCACGCGUAUGUCUACUGGGAGUAUUGCAGCGAAGAUGACUGCAAGCUCCACUGGAAAAAGAAACACCAGAAUCAGUUGUUUCCCCGAUCCUCGCCCAGGAUACACUUCAGAGACGCAGAGCAAGUUCACGCCCUCAGGCGAAGCCAGUCUGAAGGAGACUUGCCUAUCAAAAGCGAACAGGUAUACAAGAAAUACCCACAUCUGCUAGACGAAGCAGAAGAGCGAGGGAAACGAUCUCCCCAAGGUUGGUCUUGAGCUUUGGGUGGGCAGGGUAGAGGGAUGCUAAUGCGGGGUAGGGAGGUGAAACCUGGAAAGGUGGGUGUGCGGUUGGUUUGAGCCCACUGCUGGAGAACGGUCGAGCUGGUAAUGUUCAUUUUGAUAGUGUGUGGCUUGACGUAUCGUGAUGUGCAGCUUGAUGGUGGAGACGCAAGUUGGAACAACCUUCCCUGACAAGAAUCCAGAAACAGAUGUCCAUGUUGGCUGCCUGCGUUAAUCGACUCAAAUAGCUACAGCUCCAUAACCUCCUCAGCAACGUGCCAUAUUGGUUCGGAUCGAGUCCAGAUCCAAUUCAGCUUACGUCUUAGCCUGCACGGAUCGGAUUUCACCCGCCGAAACGCAGCACAGGCCCAGGUGCUUAAGAGGUGGUAGCUUGGAAUGAUUUUAGUACUUUGAGUCAGGCAGCAGGAUUGAAAUCUAAUGG